Messenger RNA from Harpegnathos saltator (Jerdon's jumping ant), 1013 nucleotides. RefSeq names its product WD repeat-containing protein 43. Gene Ontology annotation, biological process: maturation of SSU-rRNA from tricistronic rRNA transcript (SSU-rRNA, 5.8S rRNA, LSU-rRNA). The coding region runs from base 179 to 952 and encodes 257 amino acids. Gene Ontology annotation, cellular component: nucleolus. The transcript has 4 exons. The record is from RefSeq and is a predicted model, not a curated record. Lineage: Eukaryota; Metazoa; Arthropoda; Insecta; Hymenoptera; Formicidae.
CUGGUUUCACUUUCAGCAGCACUGGUAUCAUUCAUAUAUUGAAGAUUGGAGGUUAAGGAGAUACAAGUAUGUCUAGGAUUUCGCUUUCUGGUUAAUUGAAGAAAAAUAAGAGAAAAUUACAAGUCUUGUAUGUGCCAGGAACGUGUAUAUUUUUAUCAUUUUGUAAUUUGUUUUUCAAAUGACUUCAAAAUACGAAAUGUUUUUGGACGUGCAAAUUCCAUCUACAGGCGAAUCGGAAGUUGCGGAAACAAAGAAAUGCAAAACCAUGUCGAAUGGUCCUCAGUUACCACUUAAAGACCGAGUAGAAAAUCUUAGUUUGAAUGUAGAUGUAAAUACAUCAAGUAGAUCACCGACAAAAGGAACAAAUAUGGCACAGUUGUUGAUGCAAGCAUUAAAUAGCAAAGAUAAAAACAUCUUAACUACAGUAUUGUUCACAAAAAAUGAAACAAUGAUUCGUCAUACUGUUGCAAAAUUACCAGUACAAGCAAUAACACUCUUACUCAAAGAGUUAUGUAUUAUGUUGCAAGGCAAAACAUAUAUAUGCAAAGUUGCAGUGAAAUGGCUGCAAACUGUAGUCACAGUUCAUGCAGCACAUUUAUUAUCACGACCAGAUGUGAUGGAGACACUCAGUCCUCUUCUCAAUUUUAUUGAUACCAAAUUGAAGCUUCUUAUAGAUGUACAGAGAUUAAAAGGGAGAGUUUCUCUCGUGACAGGACUGAUAUCUCAGACCAAUGAAGAUGAUGACAUGUUUGUAACCCAGGAUGCCUUGCUUGUUUAUCGGGACCCAGAUUCAUCAGACGAUGCUCUUGAUAUGAAUGAUGUCGACUCUAGCAGCGAGUCUGAUGAUAAUUGGGAGGAGAUGUCAGAGCACAAUGAAGAAGAUUAUAAGAACAUCGAUUCUGACGAUGCCGAAUCAAUACACAGUACAUAUGAUGAUGUUAUGAGUACAUAGUUGUCAUAUAUUAACCAUAAUUUUAUAUAAUUUAUUCUAAUAAAAAGACGAGAACCUCGCA